GGGAAGACUCUGACAGAUUUCUGUGUGAUCUGAAAGAUGCGGCGCACAAUGAUGAUGUCAGAUUGUCUGCUGUUUCUGCUGUCCAUGCAGGCUGCUGCUGGGGUUGCCUCAGGUGCAGUGGUCGGCAGCUGCUCAGCGUGUCACACCCAGGCGAUCUGUCUGGAGUCCGACACCGACCAGAGGGGCGACUCUCUCUCCGUCCGGUCGCUCACAUGCGCCUGCAAAGAAGGCUUCGUGGGCGACGGCCUCGCCUGUCAACCGCACCUCCGCUCGCCCCCGUACCCCGACGACAGCAGUGGUCCGGACCUUCGCUCCGUUACUUUCAGCUGUGGAGGCACGCAGUGUCCCGCUGGCCAAGACUGCCUCAACGUAAAUGGCCAACACUGCUUGGACCCCUGCCAGCACUACACCAACAUGACCGACGACAGGAGGUCCGUCCACAACCCAUACAACUCUUCUGAUCCCCUGAACGACGGUGGCGUCAGCUGGAAAGGGGAAUGGUAUCGACUGUUUCUUGGGGGGCGCGACGCAAAUAUGCCGACAAGCUGCGUUCCGGCGCGUCACUGCGGAACAGAUAUACCGUGGUGGAUCAACGGCUCUCAUCCACGUCUCUCCGACGGAGUGGUUGAGCGAAGCGUGUGUGGGAGCGGCAACACAUGCUGCAAAUAUGACCGAGGUCCCCUCCAUGUCAAAGCGUGCCCCAGAGGUUUCUAUGUCUACAAGUUUUUCGUUACCGGGGUCGCAGUGACUGCAUUUUGUGCAACUCUCUCAGACCAGAACACCACAGCGGUCCCUCCAACCCCCCCCCUUAGGAGUGGAGAGUUACGUCUGGCUGGGGGAAACACUUCCUGCUCUGGCAGAGUGGAGAUCUACCACCAGGACCAGUGGGGGACGGUGUGUGAUGACAUCUGGGACGUGCAGGAUGCCCAGGUGGUGUGCAGACAGCUGGGCUGUGGCAGCGCCCUGUCUGCUACAUCAUCUGCCAGCUUCGGCCAGGGCAGCGGGCCCAUCUGGCUGGACGAUGUCAGGUGUUCGGGGUCAGAGUCCUCCCUGACAGAGUGCAGCCAUCAGGGCUUCGGCUCACACAACUGUAACCACGGUGAAGAUGCCGGGGUCGUCUGUGAGGGUAGGUUUCUGAAGCUUGAAUUUGAACCGCGUAAUUCUGAAGCAAAAUCAUUCGAUCUGCGUUAUAAUACUAAUUGUACCUCAUCAUCGCUCUGGUUCUCUCUUCACCCUACAGACACACCCCCUGCCUCAGCCCCAGAGCUGGUGUGUGGGAGGAGCUACCUGGAGGUGGGUCUCCUCAACUCUCAGCUGUUACCCGACGGUCUGGACCCCUCCUCUGGUCACCUGGCCGACCCCCGCUGCUCCGCCCACCAGGAGCGUGACGGGAGAGUGUGGUACCAGGUGGAGCGCAGGGAGGGCAGCUGUGGAAACACUCUGACGACCAACAGCAGCCACACCAUCUACUCCAACAGUCUGUUUGUCUACCUGGUCAGCAAUGUGACCAUGGUUCAACCCCUGAGGAUCCCUUUCUCCUGCUCCUAUCCUCUGGAGACAGAGGCCAGUCUGGAUGUGGCCAUCAAACAAUACCUGGAGCUUGGAGUUGAGCUGUCAGGCAGGGGUCCCAGGGCCAGGGCCUCCAUCUCUCUGUUCCGUGAUGCCAACUACACAGCUCCUUACCCAGCAGGCCCGGUCACUCUGCCACUGGGCUCUAUCCUGCAUGUGUGCGUGUCUGUUGAAGAGACGGACGCUGAGACCUUUGUGGUCGUUCUGGAGGACUGCUACGCCACCCACUCCCCUCAUCCUGAUGACCUCCUGAAAUACUUCCUCAUCCAGCACAAGUGUCCUACCGACCGUCGCCAGGUGACCGUGGAGGAGAGUGGCUUGUCCCUCCAGGCUCGCUUCUCUGCGCUGCUGUUCCUGUUCCAGGGGGACUACAGGGACGUCUACCUGCACUGCAGCCUCAACCUGUGUGACCAGAGGAGCUCCUCCUGCUCUCCUAUGUGUUCAGGAAGGUCUGUCCGCUCUGUCCACGAACUCGUACCCCUCAAGCCCGUCACCAUUGGACCAAUCACCUGGGCCCAGAGUCUGGAGUGAGCUGAUGAAGUCACACCUCCCUCAGAACGGCUUCAUGACCAUCCCUAUGGCAACCAGCUCAGGCUCUCUCCUGUCUCCUGUCUUUUGAAAAUGUUUUAACCCUUAAAAUGAUGACAGAACACCCUGCAUAUAAAUAACUACAAGCUUUAAAUUGUGGGUUACACUUUCUGAAGAUUUGCAUUCUAUAAUUAGUAAUUUCAUACUAGGGAAUAUUGGGAACACUGGGAAAUAAGUAUAGCCUACUAAAUAAACAUACUACUUUUCCUUUAACGUAAUCACUUAUCUGACCAAAAGCAUGGAUUGUUUGCGUAAUAAUC
Molecule: messenger RNA, 2417 nt
Organism: Osmerus eperlanus (European smelt)
Lineage: Eukaryota; Metazoa; Chordata; Actinopteri; Osmeriformes; Osmeridae
Product: pancreatic secretory granule membrane major glycoprotein GP2-like
Exons: 9
Coding region: 37-2100 (687 amino acids)
Biological process (GO): neutrophil migration
Cellular component (GO): cell surface; apical plasma membrane
Source: RefSeq, a predicted model, not a curated record